Molecule: messenger RNA, 1449 nt
Organism: Camarhynchus parvulus
Lineage: Eukaryota; Metazoa; Chordata; Aves; Passeriformes; Thraupidae
Product: 2-epi-5-epi-valiolone synthase-like
Biological process (GO): antibiotic biosynthetic process
Molecular function (GO): 3-dehydroquinate synthase activity
Source: RefSeq, a predicted model, not a curated record
AUGCCCCAGGAGCCCCGGCAGACGGAUUUCCAGCUGGUAAGAGUCAAGAGCACGUGGAGCCGCAUCAAGAAAGGAGAAACCCUCUCCAACAACAACAAGGACGAGGUCACUCUCUCUGAGCUCAGACAUGCAAAGAUCAAGCUAGGAAUAUAUAGGGAUUUCAAACCAUGUUUUCUGAUCCUUGCCAGAGGUGAGUGCAUCUCCGAAGGUGGGAUUUCCUGGAUCAUUGAAGCUCCCAUCUAUUUUUGCUACAAAGUGGUAGAAACCUACAACAUCCUGGAGCCCUCUAACACCACUCUGCUCUGGGGUCACAUCACUGACCCCCAGCAAACAGAGCUGGCCACGGCCAGCAAGAGAAAACUGCGGCGCUUCAUCGUCAUAGACGAAGUCGUCGACAAACUUUACGGCUCCAAAGUCAGAGAAUACUUCGAAGAGAACAACGUCCAGCACAAAAUCCUUGCCCUGCCCACCACUGAGGAAACAAAAUCCAUGGACUUGGUGUUGAACAUCUUGCACGAGGUCCAGAGCUUCAGCCUGGACCGGCGCACGGAGCCCAUCAUCGCCAUUGGAAGGGGCGUGUGCCUGGACAUCGUGGGGCUCGCCGCGUCACUCUACAGGAGACGCACCCCCUACAUUCGGGUCCCCACCACCCUCCUCUCCUACGUGGAUGCCAGCGUGGGGGCCAAGAACGGGGUGAACUUUCUGCAGUGUAAGAACAAGCUUGGGGGCUACACCCCCCCCGUGGCGAGUUUCCUGGACAGGUCCUUCCUCCAGAGCAUCCCUCGGCGACACAUCUCCAACGGCCUCGGGGAAAUUUUAAAGAUGGCCCUCAUGAAACACAAAGGGCUGUUUGACCUGCUCAAGAACCAUGGAAAAUACCUACUGGACACCAAGUUCCAGUCCUGCAACAGCUUUGCCCACCAUGGGGAUGCUGCACUGCAGACUACCAGGAUUGCCAUUGAAACCAUGCUGGAAGAGCUGGCUCCCAACCUCUGGGAGGAUGACCUGGACAGACUGGUUGAUUUUGGCCACCUCAUUAGCCCAGAGCUGGAAAUGAGGGUUCUGCCGUCGCUGAUGCACGGGGAAGCCGUGAACGUGGACAUGGCCUUCAUGACGUACGUGGCCCACGCGCGCGGGCUGCUGGCCGCCGAGGACAAGGAGCAGAUCCUGGAGUGCAUGCGGGGCCUGGAGCUGCCGGUCUGGCACAGCGGCUGCAGCUGGGCCCUCAUCCAGAGAGCCCUGCGGGAGCGCCUCAAGCACAGCGGGGGACAGCUGAGGAUGCCCCUGCCCACAGGCCUCGGCGUGGCAGACAUAUUCAAUGACACCAGUGAAGAGACCCUGGAAAGAGCAUAUGAGCUGUGGGUCAAGGACUGCAAGGUGGAGCUGGAGGAAGAGCUGCAAGCCCAAGGUGACAGUCCUGCCCCAAGCCUGAGCUGUGUGCCACUGUAA